AAGGAGGCCAGAGCGUGCGAAGAAGAAGAUGCCAAUACUAAUACAACUCUACAAUUGGGCGGUAGUGUUGGGAAUGCGCAAACCAUGUCAACGAUUCACCUGAGAAAUUUGUUGGGUUGAGUGUGUGUUUUGCAAAUUCAUACGCUCUGAUUGUGGAGAGCAAACCUGUGACUGAGCUAGAGCGAAGCAGCAGCAACAGCAGCAUGUUAGGCGGAGCUGUGGACCUCGAUGUCGCCUUCAUUGGCGUGGGCUGCAACAGAGUCGUCGGAGCAAUCGCUUGGGGCCCCUGCAAUCUCGUAGCGUUUGCUGCACAUCACUCUGUAGCUGUCUUCGAUCCUAAGCUUGCUAGAGUACUUACAACCUUGCAAGGUCACAAGGAUCUGGUAAAUUGUGUAGAGUGGAUCCCUAAGCAUGGCAUUGGAAAUUCAGGUGAGACUGGCGCAGAGAAAUUUCUGUUGUCAGGAGGUGCUGACGGAGGGAUCUUUGUUUGGGCUUACUUGCCUUCAGAGAACGAGUGGAGGGUGGCUAAAGAAGUUCCAGGAGCACAUGAUAAAGCAGUUACAUGCAUAGCAGGGUGCCAGCUCUCAGCAAAUGAGACACUCGUCGCUUCAACAUCUUCCGAUGGCACAGUUCGUGUCUGGCAUGCUUCCGUACCAAAACAAGCCGGUGGUGCUUGCGAAUUCACUAUGCUUCAAAGUAUCAGUGUUGGCACAAAAGUUAUGGUUGCCGUAACGCUCUCGCCUCUCCCGAGCAGUUCCAGCUCAUAUCUGAUUGCCGUGGGAGGACUUGACAAUCAUGUUUAUUUGUAUGUUGGAUGCACGACGGGGCAGUUCAAGCAAGUCUGCCAGUUAAAGGGUCAUCAGGACUGGAUACGAGCACUGGAUUUCUCUUGUCCUGUCAAGGAUGAGUCUGGUCUUGCUGUGUUUUUGGCAAGCUCUGCCCAAGAUAGGAUGAUUCGCAUGUGGAAGAUUUGUGCGAAAAGAGGUUCAUCACCGGAUGUGAACAUAACCACACAACCUAGUCUCAGAAUGUAUAUUGAAGGGCCUGUUUUCAAGGCAGAUGGUAACUCUUGGCAAGUGUCGUUGGAAUCCUUACUAGUAGGUCACGAAGACUGGGUAUAUUCAGUGGUAUGGCAGCCUCCGCAACAUGUUGACACUGAUGGGAUUCCUCUUCAAUCGAUGUGUGUUCUGUCAGCUUCUAUGGAUAGAACCAUGAUGAUAUGGAAACCUGAUUUCAAGUCAGGAAUCUGGAUGAAUGUUGUCACUGUGGGUGAGCUAGGCCACACUGCUUUAGGCUUCUAUGGAGCGGCAUGGGGUCCUCAAGGAAAUGCUAUACUUGCUCAUGGAUAUAGUGGAUCUUUGCACAUGUGGGCUAAAAUUGGAGAUGACUGGAUACCUCAGCUUGUUCCAUCUGGUCAUUCUGCUCCAGUGGUGGAUUUAUCUUGGGGCAAGCUGGAUCGCUAUCUCUUGUCUGCAAGCCAUGAUCAGACUACUCGUCUGUUUGCUUGUUGGGAAAGAGACGGAGAUGAGGCGGGCCUUAGACCAUCAUGGCACGAAAUUGCCCGACCUCAGGUGCAUGGGCACGACUUCAAUUGCCUAGCAGUGGUCAAAGGUCCAGGAAACCACUGUUACGUGAGCGGAGCAGACGAAAAAGUCGCGAGAGUCUUUGAAGCUCCUGGAGCCUUUCUAGAUAGUCUGAACACAUUUACAGGGUUGGCAGAUGCUGAUGGAUUCAAGAGGGAGGAUGUUCAAAUCAUAGGUGCAAAUAUGUCAGCUCUCGGCUUAUCACAAAAGCCAAUUUACACUCAAGGAGCUGCAAGAAGAGACGUUGGGAACGCAGAACUAAGCGGCGACCCUAUGAUGGAGGAAUUACCAGAAGCGAAACCCAUGAUUCUUACAGAGCCCCCUUUGGAGGAACACUUGGCGCAUAACACACUUUGGCCAGAGACACACAAGCUGUAUGGUCAUGGCAAUGAACUCUUUGCCAUGUGCUGUAAUAAUGGCGGUCAGCUUCUUGCAACAGCUUGCAAGGCUCAAACUAUGAAUGUGGCUGAAAUCUGGUUAUGGUAUGUCAAUUCCUGGAGAGUUGCUGGACGACUGCAGUCGCACACGUUGACCGUAACUCAGUUAGAAUUUUCUCCUGAUAAUCUAUUUCUGUUGUCCGUCUCCCGAGAUCGCCAUUUCACAGUGUUUCAACUCAAACAAUCAGGUACUGGGGAAGAGGAGGUCCAGCACAAGCUAUUGGCAAGAGUAGAUGCCCAUAAACGUAUCAUAUGGGCUUGCUCUUGGAGUCCGUGUUCCCGCUUUUUUGCAACUGGAUCACGGGACAGAUCAGUCAAAAUUUGGGAACUUUCAGAAAAUGGUGAUGGCAAUUUUCAAGUGAAGCUCAUCACCGCACUUCCUCUCUUCAAAUGCAGCGUGACGGCUUUGGCCUGGGCCCCAUUUACUGCGUCGCAGAAAUCGUAUUUACUUGCGGUUGGGAAGGAAGACGGUACACUUGAGGUGUGGAGGGGUUUUGUAACACCUUCUGCGGAUGCUGCCACUUCAGAAAAGUAUCCGCAAGAGACAAGAAAGCUAGAUAUGUCCUUUUGUUCAAGAGUGGAGAGGUUUCUGUGUCAUGGAGCCACAAUUCACCGGCUCCGUUGGAGAGACCUAUCCACCUCUGUCACACAGAAGCAAGGUGAUCAACAGAGUGGGUUGGAAAUCAGCAAAGAUUUAGAGAGGUUGCAGUUGGCCUCAUGUGGGGCUGAUCACACAGUAAGGAUUUAUGAUGUUCACAUCAGCUAAUAUGAUUUGAUAACCAUGCCCUAGA
This is a messenger RNA of Physcomitrium patens, 2811 nucleotides long. Its product is annotated as elongator complex protein 2-like. NCBI's taxonomy places the organism in Eukaryota, Viridiplantae, Streptophyta, Bryopsida, Funariales, Funariaceae. Gene Ontology annotation, molecular function: protein binding. The record is from RefSeq and is a predicted model, not a curated record. Gene Ontology annotation, biological process: tRNA wobble uridine modification. Gene Ontology annotation, cellular component: elongator holoenzyme complex.